AUGGCGACGGGGAGGCCGUGGCUGGGCAUGGCGGUCGUUUGGGUGGCCUUCCGCGCCGGGUUUUCGGGCGCCCAGAGCUUCUUCCUCCCGCUGCGCGAGCCCCAGAGCUGUGGGGCGACCCAGUACUUCGACGUCGCCAGCUUGGCUUGCGGCCCGUGUGGACCGGCCCAGAGAAAGAGCCCGCGGGGUACUUCAUGCUCCUGUCUACCAGGAUUCAAGUUGGUUUCUGAUAAUGGUGGCGCUUCCAUUACCUGUGAAAAAUGUCCAGAAACUAAGAGUGGUGUCACUCAAGAUGGAUGGAACUGCAUUGCUUGCCCUAAAGGUGUAACUGCUGAAGGAAAAUGUAAAUGUGCUGCUAAUGAGAUUUUAGUGGAAAGGGCCACUAAUGGUGCAUUGUUGGAUGCUGCAUCAUGUGUUCAGUGUGAAGGAACAGAGUCGUCAUUUGCCACAUCAAAUGUGCUAGGUAACAUGUGCAUCAGAUGUGAACCAACAUUUAUCAGUGCAAGCAAGUCUUGUCAUUGUUCUGGAGGAAAUAUUUUAACAGGAGGUUUAUGUUUUAGCACCACUGGAAAUUUUCCUCCAAAGGGAAUUGCAACUGUACGUUUUGGAAAGCUAGGCAUUACCUUGAUCUCAGCAUGGUUUCUGAAAAACCUGCAGGCAUCAGCGGCUGCUUGCUUGCUGUACUCCAACCUAACAUCUUGCCAAGCGCUUGGAAAUAUGUGUGUAAUGAACAUGAAUUACUUAAGCUCUGCCAGCACCGAUGCAUGUGGCCUAUUUCAAUAUGUCUUUGCAAAUACGGCUGGACUUGGCACUGUUCAUUCAAUAUCCUUCUGGAGACAGAACCUUCCGUGGCUUUACUAUGGUGACCAGCCAGGAUUAGCAUUGCAGGUUCUUGACACAGCUGAGUUUCCUUCUAGUUUUACUUUUAAAGGAACAAAUAAGAACAUAAAAUUGCAGUUUGUUGCAGCUUCAUAUGAUGCAGGGGGAAAUUUUCUUAAAUGGCAGUAUUUAGAAAGUGGUGUUUUUCAGCUUUGCCCUGACACACUGAUGAAACUGAAUGCUGCUUACAUUUUUGGGACAACUUACCAACAAAAAUGUACAAUUUCUGUUUCAAGAAUUUUAAAGGAUUAUUCUGAUCCUGUGUUUUAUGAUGUGUUUCUUGAAUAUACUGAUGAAGAAGAUGGACAGCAAUACCUUUGGGCAGUACCAGUUUUAAAUUUAAACCUUCAGUAUAAUGAAAUGUUUGUGAACCAAGGUAGUAAUAUAAAUAGCUGGUUCUUAACACGUCGAAUGUUUUUGGUGGAUACUUUAAGUGGGCGUGAAAGUGACUUGGGAAACCAUCCAAAAGUAGUCCGAAUUGCUAGCGAAAUAAAAAUAAGUAUUCGUCUUGUGCCUAACACUCAGAGAGGAGCCAUCUACCCCCCUCUCAUUACAGUUUCCUACAGCGAUGUUCUCAUCCAAAAUCCCAAUACUCAAAAUGUGGUGGUUUCCUUCUCAGUCAACUAUGAAAUGAACCAGUCAGAGGCUCACACUCAAACAAAUAUAGCACUGGGUGUUCUAGGUGGGCUGGCAGUUCUAUGGUCCCUUCUCAAGACUGCUGGCUGGAAGAGACGUAUAGGGAGUCCCAUGAUUGAUUUGCAGACAGUUUUGAAAUUCUUGCUGUUCUACGCUGGGGACCUUGCAAAUGUUUUCUUCAUCAUCACAGUGGGAACAGGGAUUUACUGGCUUAUAUUCUUCAAAGGACAACAGUAUAUUUCUGUUCUCUUACCUCUGCCAACUCAAGAAGAUGAUUUUGUUUCUUACGUUGGAUGUGGUUUCACUCUGAAGGUGAUACAGUUUUUGCACAUGCUUGCUACUCAACUUACGAUAGAUAUCUUCUUUAUUGAUUGGGAGCGUCCUAAAGGAAAAGUUCUUAAAGCAGUUGAAGGAGAAAAUGGCAUAAAGAGUACUGCUGCGCCUGUCAGCAUAUGGAGAACCUAUUUUAUAGCAAAUGAGUGGAAUGAAAUUCAGACCAUCAGGAAAAUAAAUCCUCUCUUUCAAGUGCUAGCUGUUCUCUUCUUUUUAGAGGUUGUGGGGUUCUCAAACCUGGCUUUAAUGGAUUCUUCUUCCAGUCUUAGUAGGAACCCUGAAAGUUACAUAGCUCCUUGGAGCCGAAUUCUAAGAUACGGUGUGACUGCUGUCCUCUGGCUAGUCAUUGCCAUAAUACAGAUGGCAUACUUUUCUGUCUUUUAUGAAAGAUUUAUAGAAGAUAAGAUAAGGCAGUUUGUUGACUUGUGCUGUAUGAGCAAUAUUUCGGUUUUUCUGUUGUCAAACAGAUGCUUUGGAUAUUACAUUCAUGGUCGUUCUGUGCAUGGCCAUGCAGAUACCAAUAUGGAAGAAAUGAAUAUGAACCUAAAGAGAGAAGCGGAGAAUCUGUGUAGUCAAAGAGGUUUAGUGCCGAAUACGGAUGGCCAAACAUUUCAGAUUUCUAUUUCAAGCAAGAUGAGGCAGCAAUAUGACAGAAUUCAUGAAAUAUUAACAAGAAGACAUGGCCCUGUGAGGCUUCUGAAUUCUUCUACAACUACAUUCGAACAGAGCACUAAAGCAUACCAUACCAUGAAUAAAUUUCUUGGCUCUUUCAUUGAUCAUGUUCAUAAGGAAAUGGAUUACAUUGUAAAGGACAAAUUGUUAUUAGAACGAAUUCUUGGAAUGGAGUUUAUGGAACCAAUGGACAAGAGCAUCUUUUACAAUGACGAAGGGCAUUCUUUCAGUGAUACUCUUUAUUACGGCAAUGAAGCCACUCUCCUCAUUUUUGAUAUGCUGUUUUUUGCAGUUGUGGAUAUGGCUACCCAGAGUUUUGUUUUAGCAGCUGUUCUGACAUAUUUACAGCAAGAGAUUUUUAGGUUUAUUCGGAAUACAGUUGGACAGAAGAAUUUGGCAUCCAAAACUUUGGUGGAUGAAAGAUUUCUUAUAUAAACCAGUGGGAAACGACUCUAUCCACAAAUUAAUCAUGGCAUAGGAAGUCACCAAAA
This is a messenger RNA of Euleptes europaea (tarantolino), 3011 nucleotides long. It is a transcript of the gene TMEM67, whose product is annotated as transmembrane protein 67. The transcript has 28 exons. Gene Ontology annotation, cellular component: MKS complex; ciliary transition zone. Gene Ontology annotation, biological process: cilium assembly. NCBI's taxonomy places the organism in Eukaryota, Metazoa, Chordata, Lepidosauria, Squamata, Sphaerodactylidae. The coding region runs from base 1 to 2955 and encodes 984 amino acids. The record is from RefSeq and is a predicted model, not a curated record.